Molecule: messenger RNA, 429 nt
Organism: Cyphomyrmex costatus
Lineage: Eukaryota; Metazoa; Arthropoda; Insecta; Hymenoptera; Formicidae
Exons: 2
Source: RefSeq, a predicted model, not a curated record
GCUGUGUUACGUCAAUGGCGAAAACUACGCCUUUCAAAUGCUCCAAAAAUUGUACUUUCCAUGACAAUGACAUUGCCUUUGUUACCGCCAGAUAUGUUUCAAGAAGCUAUGUCUAUUAUACAAAUCGAAGCUGAUAUCCUUUCUUGCGAAUAUCCAGAUAUUUUACAAUUUACGUCCUAUCUAAGACGUACCUGGUCAAAUAUGGCAUCAAAAAUUAGUACCUAUGGUUGUCCUGUACGUACUAAUAACAUAGUAGAAAGUUUUCAUAACAUUGCAGUUCAAAAACUCGGCACAAGAAAUAUUAAUGUUUGGACGUUUCUAGAUUUGAUUACCGAUCAAGAACUGGAUUUUCGUCGUUUAAAAAAUAAUGUUAGACCUCGACGAAGCCAUACACGGACAAAUAGAGAACGCGAUAUCAAAAUUAUUAAU